AUGUGCCCUCCAGAGGGGCAGCCACUGCUCUCCACCUGGCAGUCAUCAUACAACACGGACCGAGAGGCCAGGGGUUGCCAGAUCUUAGGACUCUUUGCAAGACGAGAUGAAUUAAAAGCACUUUUGAAAUCUGCCGGAAACAAACUUGUGGUAAUUGAAUUUUCAGCUAAAUGGUGUGGUCCUUGCAAAAGGAUUUGUCCUCUUUUUCAUGCAAUGUCUGCACAAUACCGAAACGUCAUGUUCGCUAAUGUGGAUGUGGACAAUGCUCGGGAGUUGGCCCAAACUUAUCACAUCAAAGCAAUACCCACAUUUCAAAUGUUCAAGCAAGCCCAGAAGGUAACCCUAUUCUCAAGAAUCAAAAGAGAAAUUUGCUGUUGUAGAAGUGGAUUCCUGAGUGAGCCGAUUUUUGAACUUUGUGGAGCUGAUGCUACAAAACUGGAAGAAAAAAUUCGAGAACUCAUGUAA
This is a messenger RNA of Hippopotamus amphibius kiboko, 465 nucleotides long. It is a transcript of the gene TXNDC8, whose product is annotated as thioredoxin domain containing 8. The coding region runs from base 1 to 465 and encodes 154 amino acids. Lineage: Eukaryota; Metazoa; Chordata; Mammalia; Artiodactyla; Hippopotamidae. The transcript is spliced from 6 exons. The record is from RefSeq and is a predicted model, not a curated record.